AUGAGGUCCGUACCACCACCGACCCGGCCCUUGACUCGCCUAGCUCUGCCGCCCCACUGGCUGCUCGCUGCAAAACAUCCCUAGCUAAUCCCUUUCGUCUGCAAACAGGUUCGGACAGCAGUUGCGAAGCUCCCUCAUCAAGGACUGGUACUACCACUACAUCGCCUACGACGACCUCAAGAAGUCCCUGCGAACCGAUUUCCAGCAUGCUCCGCUUGUCCAGCAGGGCCACCAGGGCAGCAAGAAAGGUGCUUGGACGGAGGAAGAUGAGCAGCGAUUCGUCAACCAGCUAGAGCAGGAGCUCGAUAAGGUGUUUACCUUCCAGAAGGUCAAGAGCCAGGAGAUCAUCCGGCGUAUCAAGGCUAGUGAGAAGGAGGUCAGUGAGGUGAUUGCUCGCUCCGAGGCGGCGCAGGUUGGCACCGAUGACCAGGCCAAAGCCAAUGCUCCCACCGAGGACGAGUUCAUGCUGCUGGAAGAAGACCUCUCGGACAUCAUUGCGGACGUGCACGAUCUGGCCAAGUUCACGCAGUUGAACUAUACUGGGUUUCAGAAGAUCAUCAAGAAGCAUGAUAAGCAGACGCAUUGGCAUCUGAAACCCGUCUUUGCUGCGCGAUUGAAUGCCCGACCAUUCUUCAAGGAUGAUUACGAUGUUACCGUCGUCGAUCUUUCGAAGCUGUAUGACCAGGUCCGCACGCGAGGCAAUCCGAUCAAGGGAGAUUCUUCUGCUGGCGGGAAGCAGCAGAAUUUCGUGAGACAGACGACCAAGUACUGGGUGCAUCCGGAUAAUAUCACGGAGCUCAAGCUCAUCAUUCUCAAGCACUUGCCGGUGCUGGUCUUCAAUCCUAGCAAGGAGUUUGAGAAGAAGGAUUCUGCAAUCUCAUCCAUCUACUACGACAACCCCGAGACGUGGGAGCUGUACGAGGGGCGUUUGAAGAAGACAGAAGGUGCAGAGGCGAUUCGUCUGCGCUGGUACGGCGGUAUGGAUGUGGACACCAUCUUCGUGGAACGGAAAACACACAGAGAGGACUGGACGGGUGAGAAGUCUGUCAAGGCUCGAUUCUCCACCAAGGAGAAGAACGUCAAUGCCUAUUUGAAGGGUGAUAUGACGACGGAGCAGGUCUUUGAGAAGAUGCGAAGGGACGGCAAGAAGAGCGAGCAGGAGAUAAACGAUCUGGAGCAGCUUGCCAAGGAGAUCCAGUUCCGCGUGAUCGACAGGAAUCUUGUGCCUGUAUGCCGCUCGUUCUACAACAGAACUGCUUUCCAGCUGCCGGGCGAUGCACGUGUGCGUGUCUCACUGGAUACCGAGCUAACGAUGGUGCGCGAGGACAAUUUGGAUGGCAGGAAAAGAGCGGGGGACAAUUGGCGCAGAAUGGAUAUCGGCAUCGACUACCCGUUCAGCCAACUUCCUCCUGAAGAUGUUGAGCGCUUUCCAUACGGCGUGCUGGAGGUGAAGUUGCAGACUGCCAUGGGACAAGAACCGCCAGAGUGGAUUCGGGAGCUCACCGCGUCGCAUCUGGUGGAAGCUGUGCCCAAGUUCUCCAAAUUCAUCCACGGUUGUGCGACCCUCUUCCCGAAUCGCAUUGAUCUGCUUCCUUUCUGGUUCCCGCAGAUGGACGUCGAUAUUCGCAAGCCGGUCACACACAAAUUCGGUAUCGAACGACCUGGUCAGAGCACGGAUAACAGCACGAGCACUGCUUUGGACGACGACGAUAGCGAGGAUGAAAUGGACGACGAUGAUAGAACGAUUCAGGGCGCUGAAGAUGAUGAGAACUUAAGGAGAUUGCGCGCGGCGCGGGAUGCUCUUGAGCAACAUGAAGAAGAACGACAUCUGAGCAAUGCGAACGGAGAUGCGAACGUGAUGGACGAAGAAGAACGAAUGGCACAUAAGCCGCUCGAUUAUACCGAGAACGACUACCCUCUGUACGACUCAGACGACGAAGAAGAAAAGCUGGCGGAAGCGAAACGCGUCGGAGGAUGGACGUACCGGUUCAAGUUGAUGCAGAGCUAUGCCAGUGCUUUUGGCGAUCGACUACUUUAUACGCUCAAGUACGCUACUCCCUUCCCCAAGCCGACCCAAAUUCCCGACCGCGAGGGAAGAAUGGGGAUUCCUGCUGGACGAGGUGUGAGUGAGAAGCGAUUCAAGGCGCCCAAGGGCAAGAAGAUCCACGUUCCUGUUAGAGUGGAACCGAAGGUGUCUUUUGCUGCGGAGAGGACGUUUUUGGAAUGGGUAAGUGACACUCCUUUCUUCCCUACCCUAUCCCAUCACACACCAGAACGCUAUUAACAUGGUACUUUUGGAUAGCUCUCCUUCUCCAUCAUCCUGGGUUCCAUCGCCGCGACGCUCCUGAAUUUCGGCGAUUCAGUUAGCAUGGCCGCCGCGACAUCCUUCACCGUCGUGGCCGUCAUCUCGCUCUUCUACUCUAUGGCCAUUUUCCUGUGGCGAGUGGAUCGCAUCAAGAAGCGCAAGGCGAUCAGUUAUCACGAUAAAUGGGGCCCUUCGGUGCUCUGUCUCAUGCUUGUGGCCUGCGUUGCUGUUGCGGUGGGGUACAGAUUCAAGUAUGGCGGUGAGGGGGAUCUGAGGGGACGUCAUUGA
Lecanosticta acicola is the source of this 2593-nucleotide messenger RNA. NCBI's taxonomy places the organism in Eukaryota, Fungi, Ascomycota, Dothideomycetes, Mycosphaerellales, Mycosphaerellaceae. The record is from the annotation of a GenBank genome assembly.